Messenger RNA from Durio zibethinus, 624 nucleotides. NCBI's taxonomy places the organism in Eukaryota, Viridiplantae, Streptophyta, Magnoliopsida, Malvales, Malvaceae. The record is from RefSeq and is a predicted model, not a curated record.
CAACCCACCAAGAAAUUCCCAACCCAAAAUCACUUUCCUUCUUCUCUUAAACAACUAGAAAAAACCUUCCAAAAUUAUGGAUUUCCAAAGCCAAAAACUAUGUUCCGCUAAACACAAUAAAAGGAGGCUGAACCAAGAGCAAGUGAGGUUGCUAGAGAAAAGUUUCAGUGCCAACAAGAAGCUGGAACCUGAGCUCAAGCUUCACCUUGCUAACCAGCUUGGAGUUCCUCCAAGACAAGUAGCAAUUUGGUACCAAAACAAGCGAGCCCGGUGGAAGACACAAAGCUUGGAACUUGACUACAACACACUCCAAGUGAAACUAGAGAAUGCACUGUCCGAAAAAAGGAGGCUGGAGAAAGAUGUUAAGUAUCUUCAAGAAGAGUUAAGGAAAGCUCAAUGGAUGAUGUUUGCUAUGAAUAACCAAAGAGAUAAUCAUCAUCAUCAUCAAUAUCAUCAACACCAUCACCCUCCUAAUUUUGUUUCUUGCAAUUCAACAGGGUCUAGUGAAGGAGGAAGCUCUAGCUUUCAUGAAAAUACUGUCCAUGAUCAUGAAAUUUUGCAAAUUGAUGAACUCUAUGCUUGUUUGGUUGGUGCUGAUAGGUCAACUUGGAGCUAAGGUGGUUG